AUGGAGAGUCUUGCCGAAGUGUUCCACUGGCUGAAGUUUAAGGUGGUGGAGCACAGAAAUAAAACUGCAGCUGAGAUGAAGAAUCUCCUCAAGGACGUGGGGAAGACAGUAGAUGGAGACUGCUUUGUGUGCUGCAUCCUCUCGCAUGGCAUAAAGGAAGGAGUCUGUGGAACCGAUGGUGCUGUUAUUUCUGUUGAUGAAAUACGAGAGCCUUUCAAUGGCAAAAACUGCCAGAGGCUAGCCGGGAAGCCCAAGCUGUUUUUCAUACAAGCAUGUCGUGGGAAAAGAAAUCAGCAACGUGUGCAUGUCCAAGCGGAUGCUCCAGAUGAUGGAGAGUCAGAGAUGGAGGAAGAUGGUGAUGGUUUUAAUAUCACAAUCCCGGCUGACACGGAUUUCCUUAUUGCCAGGUCAACCACUGAUGGUCACCUUUCUUAUAGAAGGCCAAAAGAGGGCUCCUGGUUUAUUCAGUCACUUUGCCGAAGUCUAAAGCAGCAUUGUCCAAUGGGUACAGACAUCCAGACCAUCCUGCUUACUGUGAAUAAUGAGGUUAGUAGUCAGGGAAUCAGGAGCAAACAGAUGCCCGUCCAAGAAGUCGCCAUGAGGAAGAUGCUGGUCCUGCUGCCAGUGUGAACCACUGAAAGCUCCUACAGCAUACAGCAUUUAUAAGGCAGUCUAUUCUUUACUAUUACAUUCCAGUUGGUUUUUAAAUCAGGAAUGGGACUGUUUACUUGAAGGGAAUCAUAAGCCA
This is a messenger RNA of Sinocyclocheilus grahami, 748 nucleotides long. RefSeq names its product caspase-8-like. The record is from RefSeq and is a predicted model, not a curated record. Gene Ontology annotation, biological process: proteolysis. Gene Ontology annotation, molecular function: cysteine-type endopeptidase activity. The coding region runs from base 1 to 630 and encodes 209 amino acids. The transcript has 3 exons. NCBI's taxonomy places the organism in Eukaryota, Metazoa, Chordata, Actinopteri, Cypriniformes, Cyprinidae.